Messenger RNA from Terrapene triunguis (Three-toed box turtle), 2936 nucleotides. RefSeq names its product cryptochrome circadian regulator 1 (gene CRY1). NCBI's taxonomy places the organism in Eukaryota, Metazoa, Chordata, Testudines, Emydidae. The record is from RefSeq and is a predicted model, not a curated record. The coding region runs from base 385 to 2241 and encodes 618 amino acids. Gene Ontology annotation, cellular component: nucleus; cytoplasm. Gene Ontology annotation, biological process: entrainment of circadian clock by photoperiod; circadian regulation of gene expression; negative regulation of DNA-templated transcription. The transcript is spliced from 14 exons. Gene Ontology annotation, molecular function: DNA binding; FAD binding.
GGGCAGUCACAGGGCGAGCGGCGAGGAAGCCACAGCCGUUUGGAGCGAGACAUCUCGCGCGCCGCUAACCGUCACCUGUGGCUGCGCGCGGCCUCUCGGCGUGGGCGCGAGACCCCUGGCGCGAAGGUUUCGGGGUGAUGUGUCCCCCUCAGACAGCCGGUCCUGCUGUCGCCUCCGCGGGGUCCUAGCGCCAACGGACGAUCGCCAAGCAGAGGGAGCGACCCGGCAGCAGCAGCUUCACCUCUCAGUGUCACACCCGCUGCCGCGGCGCGGCCGGGGUUCGCACCGCUUUGGGGCUGCACGGGAGAGACGAAGCCGAGUCCGGCAUGAGCCGCGGCGGCUCUUCCUGAGCCCGGCGCUCCGCCAGGGAUCGCGCCUCCGGCCAUGGGGGUGAACGCCGUGCACUGGUUCCGCAAGGGGCUGCGGCUCCACGACAACCCGGCGCUGCGGGAGUGCAUCCAGGGCGCCGACAGCGUGCGCUGCGUCUACAUCCUCGACCCCUGGUUCGCGGGCUCCUCCAACGUGGGCAUCAACAGGUGGCGGUUUCUGCUUCAGUGUCUUGAAGAUCUUGAUGCCAAUCUACGAAAAUUAAAUUCUCGUUUGUUUGUGAUUCGUGGACAGCCAGCAGAUGUGUUUCCCAGGCUCUUUAAGGAAUGGAACAUUGCAAAACUUUCUAUUGAAUAUGAUUCUGAGCCAUUUGGGAAGGAGAGGGAUGCAGCAAUUAAGAAGCUGGCUAGUGAAGCCGGAGUGGAAGUCAUUGUACGAAUUUCACAUACAUUAUAUGACUUAGACAAGAUUAUAGAAUUAAAUGGGGGACAGCCACCUCUUACCUAUAAAAGAUUUCAGACUUUAAUCAGUAGAAUGGAACCACUGGAGAUGCCAGUGGAAACCAUCACUGCAGAAGUAAUGGAAAAGUGCACUACUCCAGUUUCUGAUGACCAUGAUGAGAAAUAUGGUGUUCCGUCACUAGAAGAGCUAGGUUUUGAUACAGAUGGUUUGCCUUCAGCAGUGUGGCCAGGUGGAGAAACAGAAGCUCUCACACGACUGGAAAGGCACUUGGAACGAAAGGCUUGGGUAGCAAACUUUGAAAGACCACGAAUGAAUGCAAAUUCCCUUCUUGCAAGUCCCACAGGGCUUAGUCCCUAUCUGCGGUUUGGCUGUCUGUCAUGUCGCCUUUUUUAUUUCAAGUUAACAGACCUAUACAAAAAGGUAAAGAAGAACAGCUCCCCUCCCCUCUCCCUUUAUGGCCAACUCCUGUGGCGUGAGUUUUUCUACACAGCAGCUACUAAUAAUCCACGCUUUGAUAAAAUGGAGGGAAAUCCCAUCUGUGUUCAGAUUCCAUGGGAUAGGAAUCCUGAGGCUUUGGCCAAGUGGGCAGAAGGCAGGACAGGAUUUCCUUGGAUUGAUGCAAUUAUGACACAGCUCCGUCAGGAAGGUUGGAUUCACCAUUUAGCCAGACAUGCUGUGGCAUGCUUCUUGACUCGAGGUGACCUGUGGAUUAGUUGGGAAGAAGGAAUGAAGGUGUUUGAAGAAUUGCUGCUUGAUGCGGAUUGGAGUGUAAAUGCUGGAAGCUGGAUGUGGCUUUCCUGUAGUUCGUUUUUUCAGCAGUUUUUUCACUGCUACUGUCCUGUGAGUUUUGGCAGAAGAACUGAUCCUAAUGGGGAUUACAUCAGACGUUAUUUGCCUAUACUUAGAGGUUUCCCUGCAAAAUACAUAUACGAUCCUUGGAAUGCCCCAGAGAGCAUCCAGAAGGCUGCAAAAUGUGUAGUAGGAGUUCAUUAUCCUAAACCAAUGGUAAAUCAUGCAGAAGCAAGCCGCCUGAAUAUUGAGAGGAUGAAACAAAUCUACCAGCAGCUUUCACGAUACAGAGGAUUGGGUCUUCUUGCAACAGUGCCUUCUAACCCAAAUGGAAAUGGUGGCCUAAUGGGAUAUUCACCAGGAGAAAACAUCUCUGGUUGUAGUAGUGCAAGUGGAGCUCAAAUGGGAAGCAAUGAUGGUCAUACAGUGGGCGUUCAGACAUGUUCCCUAGAAGACUCACAUGCAGGAUCAAGUGGAAUUCAGCAGCAUGGUUAUUCUCAAGGCAGCAGUAUUGUACAUUAUGCCCAGGGAGACCAUCAGCAAUCACAUUUACUGCAACAAGGAAGAACAGGAAGCACUGGUAUCAGCACUGGGAAACGCCCAAAUCCAGAAAAGGAAACUCAGAGCAUUGGGCCGAAAGUCCAGCGACAGAGCACUAAUUAGAUUGCAUUGUUGGAAGGGAAGAUGCCGCACAGAAUGUGUUGAAGGCAAAAUUUUGUUGCGCUGUAUUGGAGCUAAAGUAUUGUGACAAUACUUGUAUUAAAGUAACACAUUUUUCAUAAAUUUGUUUCGAAUGUUCUGAAUUGUUGUAAACAAGUUCAGUUUUUGGAAUGCUUUAUUUCUAAUUGGCAUUUUUAUGGUUUUUAACUUUUUAAUGACUUUCAUAAAGGGCGAAUUGAGAUUUGUAUAUAAAGUAUUUGGUGAGGAAUUUGUUAACUUGAAUGUAAAUACAAACAUUCAUGAUUAGUGAUAGACUCAUCAAUAUAUUUUUGAUAUUUCAUGUAUGGUAACAGUAAAGACAGUAAAGUAAUGGUGGUUCUGUAAAAUAGAAACUUUGUGGGCAGAAAUUGGAAGGUAUGGAGGUUUUUAGACUUAAUAUUUUUAGAGUGGACAGGAUUUUAACCUCUAUGAUCCAACUUCUGCAUAUUUUCAUAAUGUAAGAGCUUAAGAUUUUGUUUAAUUAAAAUACAGUAGACUUGUAACCUCUAUUAAAUGCAGCUGUAUAUAAGUCACAAGUCAUUUAUUUCUGUCAAGAAGUUGUAAAGUUGUCAUGUAUAUGUCCAGUCCUUGUAUUUCCCAUUGCCUUGUUCAGUUAAGCUAAAAUGACCUUGUUUAAUAAAAAUGUAUAUACAUAUGUA